AUGGACACGGACAAGAGUUCGAAUGACGCCGGCUUUCAUGAACGCCUAACGCGUCACAGCAGUGCGUUUUCACUGUCACUUUCAUUCCGCGGGUCUUCAAAGAGAGGAAGCAUCCUUGAGCCUCGAGAACAAGAGCCAACCUGCUUGGAGAGUGUGCACUAUCCUGUUUUUGGUACUCAUAGCUCACGACAGAGCUCGCAUCUACGACGGAUAUUUCGUCGCUCUGAACUUCGGACAUCCUCCUCGGAUUUCCCUGGGCAGACUGAUGGGACCCCAACCUUUCCACGAAGAACUCUCCACAAGGCACGGUCUGGGCUUUUGGCUCUUAGAGCAGGCCUGUUCGGUCGACCACCUCCUCAAGGCAAUGACCCUUUUGAAAAUGAGACCAAAUCCCUUCCUAAGCAGGGCCACACCCAUCGAAGGACCCAUGGAUUUUCCGACAUCUCAAGCAGCACCCAGGAAGAUCUGAAUUUUGGGACUGAUCUGUACCGAAAUGGCCGAGCUCAGCCACGAACCCUGGAUGAUCUGGAUGGAAAUGUUGUCAAGCAGGUUCCUUCCUUCCAUCCCCUGAAAAAUACUGUCUCUGCACCACAGCCUAGAACAAGUUCUUGUGUCCUGGUAGAUGAUUCAGAACCGGCCUUUGACCAAACUGUGAGUACGCCUGCCGAUCAGCCAUUCGCAUACGAGUCCUACCAGGACAACAUCGUAACGUCUCAUAUUCCGGACGAGGAGACGUUUGCAGAACCAAAUCCAUCGAUUAUCGAAGAUAUACAGAAAGACCGUGCCGAUUAUUUGACUCCCUCUGUUGCCUCAGAAGACCGACACACCCCAGGGUCGUUGUCUGCCAACUCCACAGAUGAGGAUAAUCUAGGUGGAACAAGUCUGCAGUGUUACAAGCAGAAUGUGGAUUCAGAACAGAAGAGAGAUCUUAUGAAGAAUUGGUUGGACCAUGAACAAUGCGCAUGCGAGCAAAUUGAAGAGCUGAGACAAUUAAGCGAGACACGAAACGUACCAUCUUUGGAGAUGCAACUUAAACGCAAUGACUCCUCAGAGUCAUUGGCAUUGCCCGAUUACAGUACUCCAAGUCUUGCAGGGUCAAAAACGCCUGAGCAACGAGGAUCUUUGGUCAUCAGAACUAAGGCUCCUGUCACACAAGAGAGAGUGCUACUUGGUGAUGAUUCCCUGGAACCUCAGGCUUGUGAGUCCCCUGUCUCGGAGUCCAGGAAGUGUUCAGCCAAUGUGAAGAUUGCUUUUCCCGGAUUAUACCACGAACUUUUGGAGCAGUGGGUAAGAGAAAACGAGUUGAGCCCCACGCUUGACCCCGAAUUCCCCAGACUGGAGAGCGAGACCACCUUGAGUACUGUGCACCUUCCCUCAAUUGCCUCCACCACCUCUUCCCAUCUCAACCCAAACAGCCAGCCACACCAUCCCACAGAAUUACCCUGGAGUCUGGACACUCAUCUUAACACGGGACUUGCCCAUAUCCUCAACAAUUUUCACAAAGGGAACGCCUUGGUUUCCUUCACACCCCUCGCCUGUCCUCGUGUAGUGACGGCCCACUGUGUGCAAGAUUCGAUCACCUUCCCCUGCAACAUGGAUGACUACACUCGACAAGCUCGACAAGCUCAAGCCAAUACUGAGAACACUGGGACUCGCGAGGUCCAGUCUGAUCGGCGUCGCCACUCGUUUGGAAUUCACGUCUCUGAGAGAAAUGAAUCUGCCUCGAGAUCUUCUUCCACCCAAGUGAGCCGCCCUGAGAUCCUGCGAAGAUCAUCCGAGGAUCAGCAGCGUCCUGUUAAUGAUCCACCCUUUCCCCCACAUCCUGGCCUCUGGGGUGCCGCCGACUCUCAGUGCGACUCGGACCUCUCUACCAGCUACAACCAGGACAACAGCGCUAUCAACUCUGCAAACUACACUUCGCCUACCUCCAUUUCCUCUGCUCCCUGGUCACCACUUGACUCUCCCAUCGACGAGGAGGCUCUCUUCAGAGCGACCCACAGAGACGAAUACUGGAUGGCCGAUGGCAAGAAUAGCAGCUACUACCCAGACCGUGGUGACUUGCCCGUCAAGGGAGAACAUGUCGCUGGUGAUGGACGAAUUUUCUACGCCUCUGGUAGCGGCCGUGGUUCAUCCAGCAGAGUCCGCCAGCUGACUCGGGCCGAUUUUUCCAACACCAUGCAGCGUUCGUUCCGGCGAGAUGCUCAGGCGAGUGAGGAGCAAGAUGACGGCGAGCCAGAUGAAGAUGCUCCUCCGAGCUCUCAAGCCCAGGCGUGA
This is a messenger RNA of Penicillium subrubescens, 2274 nucleotides long. RefSeq lists its product as uncharacterized. The transcript is spliced from 3 exons. The record is from RefSeq and is a predicted model, not a curated record. Bases 1 to 2274 code for a protein of 757 amino acids. Lineage: Eukaryota; Fungi; Ascomycota; Eurotiomycetes; Eurotiales; Aspergillaceae.